UGAGAUUAAUCUCAGAAUUUUUGAGUUUUUUGGUGGAAAUUUACUUUUUUUAUAUCUAAAUUGUCCCUAACGCACCGUCACACAGAAUACAUUAAACAUUGACUCGUCUUAAAUGUGCUACAGAGAGAAACUGGCCUUUCCUUUAGUAAAGUUACAGAAACAUAAAAUGGUUUCGUUCCUUAAUGUUGCGUUGCUCUGGGCAACCAGAGAACAACAUGGACCUGGUCGUCAUUCAGCGUGAGAGGAAAUAAAAAGCUGCAGGCGUUGCAGCAGCCGACAGUUAGACUGAGGUCCAGCUCACCUGGACGGAUCCUCAUUCACUAAAUGAGUCAAAACACAGGAGUUCAGCUCAUGAUGCUGCUUCUCAGUUUUUAACUUGCUCUUUUUCCAGCUUUACAGAAUUUGUAAGAUUUUAGAUUUGUUUGUUCUCAUUAUACAAAGGACAUAGUUAGACUUAUAAUUCAUCAAUUUCUUUUCCUUGCCUUCUCACUGAAUGAGCCAUGCUGAACUCCACUUCUUCAGCUCUGACGUAUUUCAUUCUCGGAGCGUAUGUGGACGUUGGAAGAUGGCGGUACUUGUGCUUCCUGGUAACUGCGGUAUUAUACCUGAUAAUUGUUGCGGUCAACGUCCUGCUGAUCGCGGUGAUCUGUGUGAACCGGAGCUUACAUGAACCCAUGUUCCUGCUCCUCUGCAGCCUGUUUGUGAACGAACUGUACGGCAGCUCAGGCUUGUUCCCCUUCCUGCUGGUCCAGAUCCUCUCUGACGUUCACAGGGUUUCAGCUCCGCUCUGCUUCCUGCAGAUCUUCUGUCUUUACUCUUACGUAAAUACUGAGUUUUGUACUUUAGCCGUCAUGUCUUAUGACCGGUACCUCGCCAUCUGCUGUCCUCUCCAGUACCACGCCGUGAUGACGCAUCAUAAAGUAGCAGUUGUGAUUAUUCUGACCUGGCUGUACUCCUUUGUGAAGUUUCUCAUCACUCUGCUGCUGACCGUCCGCCUGACUCUGUGUGGAAACGUGUUGAACAGCACGUUUUGCCGUAACUACCUGGUUGUGAACUUGGCGUGUUCCGACACCAGCGUGAACAACGUCUACGGACUGUUUGGUACUGUAAUCACAGUUCUGGUCCCGCUGCUGCCCAUCCUCUAUUCCUACACUAAAAUCCUCAGCGUUGUUCUGUCCGGCUCCAAACGGACCAGGCAGAAAGCCGUCAACACCUGCAUGCCUCACCUGGCUUCACUCCUCAACUUCUCCUUCGGCUGUUUGUUUGAAAGCCUUCAGAGCCGAUUCGACAUGGUCUCCAUACCCAACGGGCUGCAGAUCGUCAUGUCUCUGUACUUUGUGAUUCUUCAGUCUCUUCUCAAUCCCAUCAUGUAUGGAAUCAACCUGACAAAAAUAAGAAAUGCAUGUAAACAGCUGUUCAGUAAUAGUUUAGUGGAUGAUAAACUACUUGCAUAA
This is a messenger RNA of Poecilia reticulata (guppy), 1454 nucleotides long. Its product is annotated as olfactory receptor 10A3-like. Lineage: Eukaryota; Metazoa; Chordata; Actinopteri; Cyprinodontiformes; Poeciliidae. Gene Ontology annotation, cellular component: membrane. Gene Ontology annotation, molecular function: olfactory receptor activity; odorant binding; G protein-coupled receptor activity. The record is from RefSeq and is a predicted model, not a curated record. Gene Ontology annotation, biological process: detection of chemical stimulus involved in sensory perception of smell; G protein-coupled receptor signaling pathway.